GCGAGCUGACGCGCUUGCCCUCCGUGACACAGUGACGCUCAGUUGACGCGCGACUCUUCUCGGAGUAUGGAUGCGCUCGAGUUCGCACUAUGCGUUUUCCUGGCUGUCGUCGCGUCGCCAUGCAAGGCGGAUGCGAGUGGCCCGAGGGAGAUGUCACUCAAGAACGAGAAAUACUAUCAUACACCGAGCUCGCUAACGAUCGAACAGAUCACCACGUUGUCCGACCUCACGAAUAUUACGCACAUGAACGAGGUUCUAGACAACAUAUGUGUAGUCAGAGUAGUAGGAACUCCUGCGCAUGCUGGAGUCAAAGAGUAUAUCAAAAGGUCAAUGAGUGCUCUUGGUUGGACCGUGGAGUCAGAUUUAUUCGAAGCUAACACUCCGCUGUUUGGUCAAUUGGAGUUUGAAAACAUAAUAGUAGCAUUAAAUCCUAAUGCGAAAAGAUAUUUAGUGUUGGCUUGUCACUAUGAUUCAAAGUAUACAAGGGAGAGAAUCUUUGUUGGGGCAACAGAUAGCGCUGUGCCAUGUGCUCAACUGAUUAAUUUAGCUACUAUCAUGAAUAAUUUUCUACAGAUUAUUAAAGAGCAGGAUGUCAGUUUGAUGUUUAUCUUCUUUGAUGGAGAAGAAGCAUUUAAAGAAUGGGGUCCAAGUGAUUCUAUUUAUGGUGCCAAGCAUUUAGCUAAGAAAUGGCAUAGUACAAGAAGUGUUUACGGCAGGGGAAAUGAAAUCAAUGAAUUGGAUAAAAUAGAUAUAUUAGUCCUCCUUGACUUAAUCGGUGCGCCAGAUCCGACUUUUUACAACUACUUUAAAAACACCGAGAAAUGGUACUCGUUGUUAGUUAAUAUCGAGAAGAAAUUAGCCGAAUUAAGAAGACUAGAGGCGUACUCGUACGGCAAACCGGAGCAAAGAUAUUUUCAACCAUAUUCCAUUGAGUCACAUAUUGAAGACGAUCAUAUCCCUUUUAUGAGAAGAAAUGUGCCUAUUCUACAUAUAAUACCGAAUCCGUUUCCGCCCUUUUGGCACCAAUCAGGUGACAAUCGAGCCAAUAUCGAUUUAAAAACUACCGAGAAUAUUAACAAAAUCCUCAGAAUAUUUGUGGCGUCUUACUUACAUAUAUUUUCUACCUAACGCUGGAUCAAGAGAAGGUCGUAUUGAAAUGACGUGGAAUGAGCUUUGGUGCUUAAUUUAUAUUGUGGUUUAAAAACUGUAUGCACACAGUAUCAAAAGAAACUGUUGCAGUGUAUACAUAACAUUAAGCUCACAAAAUAUGACAUAUCCGUCGCGAAACGAGUUAUCUUUAAUUAAGUUUUAGAUACGAUAAAUACUUAGGAAAGUGAAAUUAAAUCGCAACUAGUCUUUUAUUGUCUCUCGUAUUUUUCAAUCUUUUGGAAUAUAUGUACUACCUGUUUUACCUGAUCAAAAAGACGUGAUAUAUUAAUAUAAUAUUACCAUAUAUAGAUAUUAAUUUAUUGAAUACGUCCAACUGUUUAUAUUUUGUAAAUGAGACAAUUUAUACUUAAGUAAUUAACAUAUUUGGAAAUAUAUAUACAUUCCUUAUCUAAA
Molecule: messenger RNA, 1563 nt
Organism: Odontomachus brunneus
Lineage: Eukaryota; Metazoa; Arthropoda; Insecta; Hymenoptera; Formicidae
Gene: isoQC
Product: glutaminyl-peptide cyclotransferase
Exons: 6
Coding region: 67-1128 (353 amino acids)
Molecular function (GO): glutaminyl-peptide cyclotransferase activity; zinc ion binding
Source: RefSeq, a predicted model, not a curated record